This is a messenger RNA of Pararge aegeria (speckled wood butterfly), 1218 nucleotides long. Its product is annotated as lipase 3-like. Gene Ontology annotation, molecular function: hydrolase activity, acting on ester bonds. Lineage: Eukaryota; Metazoa; Arthropoda; Insecta; Lepidoptera; Nymphalidae. The record is from RefSeq and is a predicted model, not a curated record. The transcript has a single exon. The coding region runs from base 1 to 1218 and encodes 405 amino acids.
AUGAACCUGUGUUACGAGUUAUUUUUUUUAUUUUAUAUUUACAACAUCCUUUGUGUUACUGGCUUUAAUAAAUUUAAAACCGUUAGACAAUCUAGUGGACAAAGUGAAGAUAUUUUUCUAGAUUCCUUGCAGCUGUUACAAAAAUAUAACUAUUCUUCCGAGAAACAUGUAGUGGUUACUGAAGAUGGAUAUAAGUUAAACACAUUUCGCAUAUCCAGGAAAGGACCUCCAGUGUUAUUAGUGCAUGGUAUUGGAGACAGUUCGGACUCAUGGCUCGUUUUAGGGCCGAAAUAUUCUCUAGCAUAUCAGUUAGCAGACGCUGGAUUUGACGUUUGGAUUUUCAAUGCGAGAGGCAACAGGUAUUGUAAAGAACAUAUCAAGAAAAUUCCCCAAAGAGUAUUUUGGAAUUUUAGCUACGAAGAAAUCGGAUCAUUUGACGUACCUGCUACAAUUGAUUAUGUACUCUCUGAAACACAGUAUUCAAAACUUUCGUACGUCGGGUUUUCUCAAGGAACGACAGCGUUGUUCGUGAUGUGCAGUUUACGUCCUGAAUACAAUAAAAAAAUCGAUCACGCUAUUUUACUGGCACCUGUGGCUUGGUUGAAACAUACGAAGUAUCCACUAAUAGAUCUAUUUUCGAAGAAAUUAGGCAUGUUGACAUGGUUUGCUGAAACCCAAAAGGUGUAUGAAGUUUUUCCUUUCAAUGAGAAUUUGAACUUAUACCACGCGUCCGUCUGCGACACUCUUUCGCCUGUCAAAACGCUUUGCGAGUUGGAAUUAUUCGUAAACUUUGGUCUUCGGAAACUUACUAACUUAGUUCCAGAAAAAUUAUCAGUUAUAACUACACACAUACCGGCAGGAACAUCGGCAAAAGUAUUUUUCCAUUUCAUUCAAGGUUACUCAACUCAGAGAUUUCAAAGAUAUGAUUACGGUUCGGCAAAAAACCUGGAGGUAUAUUCUUCUGCUAUUCCACCUGAGUACGAUGUUUCUUUAGUCAAUGUGCCAAGUACAUUGGUUACUAGUGAAGUCGAUUGGUUCAGUGACGUUGAAGAUGUGGGAUUGCUUUUGAGAAAGUUCAAAUCAGUGGCAAAGUUGAUUCAAAUAAAUGAGACAUUACAGUUCACUCACCUUGAAUUUGUGUAUGGUGCGCGCAUAAAUUCCAUCAUUAACAAACCUGUAUUGACAAUUCUGAACGAUUUGAAGAUGACCAUAACAUAA